AUGGGGAACUGCAUCGUGCCAUACUGCAACGGUCCCAAAAGUACCAACAUCAGAUGGACUCUACCCGCGGUGUGCUUUGCGUGGCAGUGCGCUAUGAUCGUACUGUUCGGGGUGUUUGUGCGUUAUAACGAUGAAACGGACACUCACUGGGUGGAACACAAAGCUAUGAAAAAUAUUUCCAGUGAUAUUGAGAAUGAUUUCUACUACAGAUAUCCCAGUUUUCAAGAUGUCCACGUCAUGAUUUUUGUGGGCUUCGGAUUCCUAAUGACAUUUUUGAAGCGCUAUGGCUUUGGUGCUGUUGGGUUUAACUUCCUCAUUGCAGCUUUUGGGAUUCAGUGGGCACUACUAAUGCAAGGCUGGUUCCACUGGUUGGACUUCAAAGAUGGUUUUAUCAAAAUCGGUGUUGAAAAUAUAAUCAAUGCAGAUUUCUGUGUGGCGGGCUGUCUGAUUGCAUAUGGAGCAGUGCUUGGAAAAGUUAGUCCUGUGCAGUUGAUGGUGCUGACCCUGUUUGGAAUUACCCUGUUUGCUGUUGAAGAAUAUAUCAUAAUUACGCUCAUUCAUGCCAAAGAUGCUGGGGGAUCUAUGGUGAUCCACACUUUUGGAGCUUAUUAUGGUCUGGCCAUCUCAUGGGUCCUCUAUCGGCCCAACCUGAAAAGCAGCAGUCAUUUAAAUGGAUCUGUCUAUCACUCUGACACGUUUGCCAUGAUUGGAACUCUGUUUCUGUGGAUGUUCUGGCCCAGUUUCAAUUCUGCCAUUUGUGAUCAUGGAGAUGGACAGCACAGAGCAGCUAUUAAUACAUACCUCUCACUGGCUGCCACUGUACUGACCACCUUUGCUCUUUCCAGCCUGUCUCAGAAGCAUGGGAAACUGGACAUGGUACACAUCCAGAAUUCCACCCUGGCAGGCGGUGUUGCUGUAGGAACAGCUGCUGAGUUUAUGCUGAUGCCUUAUGGUUCCUUGAUAGUAGGAUUUUUUUGUGGAAUCAUCUCUACACUGGGCUACAAAUACAUCUCGCCCUUUAUGGAAAAGAAGUUAAAGAUCCAGGACACUUGUGGUAUCCAUAACCUUCAUGCCAUGCCAGGUGUGAUAGGGGGAAUUGUAGGAGCCAUAUCAGCUGCUGCUGCAACUGAACCCGUUUAUGGUAAAGAGGGGCUAAUAGCUACCUUUGAUUUUAAUGGCGCUUUUAAGAACAGGACUCCUGCUGUACAGGGUGGCUACCAGGCCGCUGGAAUGUGUGUGGCUGUGUGUUUUGGAAUAGGAGGUGGAAUACUUGUGGGUCUGAUCCUAAGGAUGCCAAUCUGGGGCUCUGUUACAGAUGAGAAGUGUUAUGAUGAUGAAAUCUACUGGGAGGUACCUGGAGAAGAGGAAGCAGCUACACCUGUUUUAGAAUACAACAAUCACCUGGCCAUCAACAAUGCAAAUAUAGCGGAUACAGCCUUGUCUGUGGAGCAGCACUAAUCAUGGAGGAGCAGCCUGCUAGCAGCCGUGAUUCCUGCCCCAUGUUUUCUUCCUUCAUACAGCACUAUAGGCGGAUGUGUUCAGUAAUGUCCUUUAUCAAAACAGCAUCAGAUACAUUUUUUUAACCCUAUCAAUUUAUAAGAUUGUAAUUGUAACAUUAAAUAUCUGAAGCCUA
Molecule: messenger RNA, 1633 nt
Organism: Trichomycterus rosablanca
Lineage: Eukaryota; Metazoa; Chordata; Actinopteri; Siluriformes; Trichomycteridae
Gene: rhcgb
Product: Rh family, C glycoprotein b
Exons: 11
Coding region: 1-1458 (485 amino acids)
Biological process (GO): ammonium transmembrane transport; ammonium homeostasis
Cellular component (GO): plasma membrane
Molecular function (GO): ammonium channel activity
Source: RefSeq, a predicted model, not a curated record